CGCGGCGCGCCGCGCGUUGCCCGCGGCCGAGAGGCCCCGCGCUGUGCUGGCCUCGGCCAGAUGCCCGGCUAGCGCGCGCGCGGGGGCGCGCCCGGCAGCCAUGCCCGCGGACUCGGGGAAGGCGGCGUCAGUGGUGCUCCUGGGUGGCAUCAUCCUCCAGGUGCAGGUGCUAUACCUGUGGCGCACGGCCAACAAGCGCCAGAGGGUCGCCUGUGGCGAGCUUGUGAGCCGCGCGACGUGCAUGCUCGUCGCCCUGCUCCUGCGCGGCGCCACCGACACCCUCCUGAGGGCACAGCUGAAGAUCGACGGGGCCAUGGUGGAGCUCGUGACCGACAUGGCGCAGAUGGCCACCUGGCUGGCUGUGAUGAACAUGGUGCUGCACUCCACCGCGUGGCAGCCAGACAGGGAGGACGCGGCCAAGCCUGGCCAAGCUGGCGACUGGACCCUUCUGGCAUGCAGCCUGGCCGGCUUCGCGGCAGCGAGCGGGUGGGGAUCCUGGCAGCAGUCCGUGUUCCGCGGCAGCCCGCAGCUGGCCCUCGCGGCGGCGCUCCCGGGCUUCGUCGGUCGCCUGCCUCAGCCUAUGGAUGACGAGGGUGGGCUUCGGCAUCGGCCGCCAGGCGCUGUCGCCGGCGGAGACGCCCUCGGGCGGCCAGGAGGAGGCCCGGGGGCGCGCCGAGUCCGAGGUCGCGGGGCUGGCGCUGUCCUUCCUCACCGUGCAGGCGGCCUGCUUCGCCCUCUCGGGCACACUGCCGGGGCGGCUGGGCCCCGGCGAGCUCGGCGCGCCGCCGCUGGGCGGCCCGCAGGCCGCCGUGCUGGCCCUUGGCGGGGCGGCGUGCCUGG
Molecule: messenger RNA, 840 nt
Organism: Prorocentrum cordatum
Lineage: Eukaryota; Dinophyceae; Prorocentrales; Prorocentraceae
Source: the annotation of a GenBank genome assembly